UGGUAUUGAGACCGUCGACAGGUAAGGGUAUCACGAAGGCUCCAUUUCUGUCGUUGAAACGGUACUUGAAUUUUAUCCGAAGCGGUCGUACAGCACCAGGAACCACCUCUAAUGGGCUUGGAUGUGAUAAAAUAAAACGACCAUUGUCAUGGUAUUUUGUUUUGAACUAUGAGAGGCAGUGUGUCUGUAUAGUCUAUGUGCAGGUUUCGAGUGGUUGACAAGACAGCGCCACGGUCGGAAGUUCGAAAUAUAUUGCUUGGAAAGCAAUUCAAAAAUUAAGAAUCUGACGCUUGAAAUGACGCUUUGAGAAUUGAAACGGCAAAGAUUUGAAAUCGAAGAAUCGGAUACUAGUUUCCGGGAUGGAGAAAUACGUUGUGGUCGGAAGGAUUGGCGAAGGCGCGCAUGGGCUGGUAUUGAAAGCUUAUCACGUCGAGCAGGGCAAUGAGGUGGCGUUGAAAAAAGUAUUGCUCAAAAAGAUCGACGAGGGUAUUCCGACCUCCGUAUUACGAGAAGUCAAGACUCUGCAAGAGCUGAGACACCGCAACGUAGUCGAGUUAAUCGACGUUUUCCCAGUGGGUUUGGAUUUUGUCAUGGUAUUUGAGUACAUGCCAUCCGGCGUGUGGGAGAUAAUUAGAGACUCGGAGAGGCCGCUAAACGAUUCUCAAAAGAAAACUUACGUUAAGAUGUUGUUCGAGGGUGUAUCGUACAUGCAUGCAAAUAAUGUCAUGCACAGGGAUUUGAAACCUGCCAACUUGCUUGUGAACCGAGAGGGCGUGUUGAAAAUAGCCGAUUUUGGUCUUGGCCGAUUGGUCUGGGACGACAACAGUCAUUCCUAUUCGCACCGAGUUGCAACACGAUGGUAUCGAGCACCGGAAUUGUUGUACGGUGCACGUUAUUAUACUACAGCGGUAGACAUAUGGGCGGUGGGAUGCAUUUUCGGAGAAAUACUUAACAGCGCGCCUUUAUUCGCCGGAGAAACUGACAUCGAGCAGCUGGCUAUCGUUUUGCGACUGCUUGGCUCGCCGACGACGGAAUCUUGGCCCGAUUUGACUACUCUGCCAGAUUACAACAAAAUCACAUUCCCGUGUCACAAAGGUUUGCCCUGGGAUUUGAUUGUACCAGAUGCGACACCGGAUGCUAUAGAUCUGAUCAAACAGCUUCUAGUCUACAACUCAUCGAAACGCUUAACUGCCUCAUCGGCACUAAAACAUUUAUAUUUUCAUUCGCGGCCGUUCCCCUGCCCUGAAUCUGCUUUGCCGAAACCAACGCCGGAUCAUCGGGUUCAAGUAAAGCCGGAAGAAGUUAAAGGAAACUUGAAACGUACAGUCUUGUUUCAAAAUUUGUUGAGCAUCGUGUAACCUUGCUAAUCGUUUUACGUCGAUGACUAUAUUUUGCAAAGAUCUUACGACAUCCGACUGUUACCCAAGAACUUCUAUUUGGCUUACUUCUAGAAAGGCAAAACCGCUAAUUCCUUCGUUAAAAAUCCCAGAGCGGUAAAACAACUUGGCGUUUUCAAUUGAUUUUUUCUGAGAAUAGAAUGCUAAGGCGCGGUCUCUGUGGAAAAUAACAAAGAAUAUCAGUAACAAGACGCGUGAGUGAUCGAAGGCAACUGCUAAAGGUCCUCACAUUGCAUACAUUAUAAAUUUUAAUAUAUAAAUGAUCAGCAACUUUUUUCCAUGUUUAUUACUAUAUUAGGUAAUUUAAAAUUUAUUAUUGUACAGUAGUAGCCUAGUGAUUAUGUGUAGAUCUUAGACAAUAACCAUACGGACAAUUAUUGAUUAAAGAUUCGUUAAAGAAAUUAAAAAAAAAAACAUGGUCGUCGCGUAAAAUUAAUUUUUAUUCCGAGAUCUGAUGAUACUAAAUAAUUACGAUAUUCUUAGCGAGUGCAAUGAUAUA
Neodiprion fabricii is the source of this 1896-nucleotide messenger RNA. Its product is annotated as cyclin-dependent kinase 20-like. The record is from RefSeq and is a predicted model, not a curated record. Gene Ontology annotation, biological process: protein phosphorylation. Lineage: Eukaryota; Metazoa; Arthropoda; Insecta; Hymenoptera; Diprionidae. The transcript is spliced from 5 exons. Bases 360 to 1358 code for a protein of 332 amino acids. Gene Ontology annotation, cellular component: nucleus. Gene Ontology annotation, molecular function: cyclin-dependent protein serine/threonine kinase activity; ATP binding.